AUGGGGCCGAGUAUGGCUGUAGAGCUUGUUGUUCAUAAUAAUAUUUUAAAAGAAACUCAGGUAAUGGUUGGUACAUUAGUUGGUGAUGAUGAUUCAUCAACAAUUUCAGCUGUUCGAAGAGCAUCAUCAAUACCCAUAGAAAAAUGUUCUGAUAUGAAUCACGCGACUAAAUUCCUUUCAAAUGCUUUGUAUUCGAUGAAAUUACCAUCGAAUAUAAUUAAAUAUUUUAAGCGUUGUUUCAGUUAUGCUCAUAAUUCCUCCCGCCAUGGUGAUCAUGACAGUUGCGGUAAGUGGUGUCGAUACCACGAAGAAAAAGAAAAUUUUCGUCAUCAUGGUUUACCUAAUGGUGAACCAUUGGAUAAUUUAAUAAUGAAAGAAAAAUUAACUAAAGUUUUUAAUCGAUAUGCUAGUAAUGCUAUUAAAUUAGCACCUUGCGCGUCAACUCAGAAAAAUGAAGCUUUUAAUAGUGUGGUUACUUCAAAACACCCAAAAAGUAGGUUUUAUGGAGCAUCAGAGAGUUUUAUUACAUGUGUUCAUAGUGCUGUAUGUCAGAUGAAUAGGGGCACUAGCUAUGUUGUGAAAUUAAAUGAAAAAUUAUCUUUAUCUCCUGGUAAGAAUACGAUUAAAUUUCGUGCUGAAAAAGAUAAAGAACGUUUGAAACACAAAAAGGUAUCUGAAACUCCGAAAUUUAAAAAUCGACGAUUGUUUAGAAAGAAAGAACGUUCUCAAUAA
Chelonus insularis is the source of this 732-nucleotide messenger RNA. RefSeq lists its product as uncharacterized. Bases 1 to 732 code for a protein of 243 amino acids. NCBI's taxonomy places the organism in Eukaryota, Metazoa, Arthropoda, Insecta, Hymenoptera, Braconidae. The record is from RefSeq and is a predicted model, not a curated record. The transcript has 2 exons.